UGACCCAACACUCACCGGCUUCAGCUCUGGAGCAGAGGAGGAAGAGCAGCAGGGAGAGAGGAAGAUGAUGCAUCUUCGCAGAGAGGCUGUCCAGGACAGAAGUUUCCCCAGAGAUGCCCUCUGUUUUGCUGGAGACAAGGUUGAGUCCCGAACUCCUGAGUCUUGGCUUCAGGGAUGAGCUCUCAAGCCUGCUGCCUCAUCUGUGGUGGGAGAUGGAAGGAUCAUGUCUUUCCCAGAGAACCUUCUGGAACAUAAAGGCCUUCGCCUUGAGUAGGAAGCAGGAAAACAGAAGUCGUCCACAGUGUCAAGAUUUCACUGAGAGUUUGCUGGGGCUCAAGUGACCUGAGAGCGUAAUGGGGCUCAAAGUCUGGCAGGAGGAAGCACCAGCAGCAACUGGCUGGGCAGACUUCCCAGGAAGAUGCGGCCACUCCUGCUCCUGGUGGUCCUUCUCCUGCCCCCCAGGGCUAGGGCAGGGCAGAUCAUCGGAGGCCAAGAGGCCAGGCCCCAUUCCCACCCUUACAUGGCAUAUGUUCAGAUCCGAACUCCAGGUCUGAAAACUUGUGGGGGGUUCCUGGUGCGAGAAGACUUCGUGGUGACAGCAGCUCACUGCUUGGGAAGCCAGAUAAAUGUCAUCCUGGGGGCCCACAACGUCAGGAGGUUGGAAAGGACUCAGCAGCGCAUACCGGUGCUCAGAGCCAUCCCCCACCCCAGGUACAAUCCGCAGAACAACUGGAAUGACAUCAUGUUACUGCAGCUGAGGAGCAGGGUAAGACGUAAUCGAGCUGUGAGGCCGGUGGCUCUGCCUCAGACCCACAGCAGGCUGAGUCCUGGGACCCUGUGCACUGUGGCCGGCUGGGGCCUUGUCGGCCUGAACAGGAGAACAGACAUGCUCCAGGAUGUAUGGAUCAGAGUGCAGAGGGGUGAGGAGUGCAGGAGACGCUUCAUGUUGUACACCGGCCGAACACAGAUUUGUGUGGGCGACCCAAGAGAGGGGAAAUCCGCCUUCUUGGGAGACUCCGGUGGCCCCCUUGUGUGUAACAACGUGGCCCAGGGCAUCGUCUCCUACGGAAACAGCAUUGGGACUCCUCCAGCAGUCUUCACCAGGAUUUCCAGCUUCCUGCCCUGGAUACGGAGAACGAUGAGACAUUUCCAAGAGUGGGGGCUGGAGUGACACCCCCUGUCACUGACUCCCCUUCUCUGGGGCAGAGCCCAGAUCCAGGGCGGUUCCCAGAGCCUUAAUAAACAUCCACAUCUAGAGUGGAAAUAACCGAUUUCUCAUU
This is a messenger RNA of Kogia breviceps (pygmy sperm whale), 1280 nucleotides long. The record is from RefSeq and is a predicted model, not a curated record. NCBI's taxonomy places the organism in Eukaryota, Metazoa, Chordata, Mammalia, Artiodactyla, Physeteridae.